ACAGAGAGAGAGAGACAUUUUAAUGAAUACACACGCUCUCUCAUGGAUGCUACAGGAUGAAUACGAACUGAAACACUGCUGUGGACACAUAUCUGAACCAGAAUGUCGACAUUUUCGUCUGUUUUUUGGUUUAAAUCUGUUUGAUCUUCUCACACAGAGGAAGUUUCAUUCCUCACAGGAAUAUUUGUUUGAGAAGAAGCGGCGCGCGCAUCGCUCGAACGUUUUAAUCUUUAAUCUUCAAUCAUUUUUCAAACAAUGUAUAUAGUGUUCAUCUUUUGAAGUCCGCUUUCCCCCCUUCUUUUAAACGAGUGUGCCAGAUCUUCAGCAGGUGCAGGAGAUUCUCUCUGGUGGACCUGUGUGUGUGUGUCUGUGUGUGUGAGAGAGAGAGAGAGAGAUAGCUGCUGAAGUGGAAAGAAAUUUAAAUAAAAGUUGGGAAUAAAGAAUAUUUUUGACAGUCCGUGAGGAUUUAUUUUUUCUUUAGGUUUGUUUGUUUUUUAUUUGUUCCGUUAUCUCGGAGAAUUUUGCUGAAGGAGCUUUGAAGGGAAUCAUGAACAGCGUCACGGAGCUUGAGGACGGACCGCAGCACAAGGCUCAGAGGAGGAGUUGUAGUUACCUCCUGUGCACCAUCCUGCUCUUUAUUGCCGUGCUCCUGGCUCUUACUGUAACAGGCACCAUCCUCCUAAUGAACCACUCCCAGGCAUCUCCAGGUCCCGAUGCUCCACCCCUCAUCACUACUAAUCAAGACGAAGGCAACGCCCUGGUGACUGUAGAAAGAGGCGAUGGCUCCCGCAUUAAUAUAUUCAUUGAACCCAACUGCCCCGACUACAACAGCAACUUCCUUCGACUGGAGGGGGUCCAGACAUCCCUGCUGCACUCGCUCACCCACCACGAUACUGACCUGAAGUCCGUGAAGGGACAGGAGCGUGGGCUUCUCGUCCAACUGGCAGAGGAGAUCUCCAAGCUGUCGGCCCACAUUAACCAGCUGAAGGCGGAGUACAGCGCUCUGAGGCAGGGCCAGAGCAGCAUCAGUCAGGAGAUCAGCAUGCUGCAGUCUGAGCAGGCCAGACUCCUCCAGCUGUUGUCGGAGACUCAGAUCAACAUGAUGAAGGUUGUGAACUCUCUGCGAGAUGUGCUUGACUCCGUGCAUAAGGACGGCGGCAGCGAGAGGGGGCUGCUGAAAGCGGAUCUGCUUCAGAGGGCUCCGGUGCGCAGCAGUAUCCGGCCCAAAGGCUGCUCCAGAGGAGACGGCUCCCAACCGAGAGACUGCAGUGAUAUCUAUGCCAGUGGACAGCGCGAAGAUGGGAUCUAUUCUGUGUUUCCUAUUCACUUCCCCUCAGGCUUUCAGGUUUACUGUGACAUGAGCACUGACGGAGGUGGCUGGACGGUGUUUCAGCGCAGAGAGGACGGUUCUGUAAACUUCUUCAGGGAAUGGGCCGCGUAUCGCGAGGGCUUCGGGAAGAUCACGGGGGAACACUGGCUUGGCCUGACCCGGAUUCAUGCUCUGACCAUUCAGGCUAAUUAUGAGUUAAGGAUCGACAUGGAGGACUUUGAGAACAGCACUUCCUUCGCGCAGUAUGGAUCCUUUGGCGUGGGAUUGUUCUCAGUCGACCCGGAUGAGGACGGCUACCCGUUGAGCGUUGCAGACUACUCGGGAACCGCCGGUGACUCAUUGCUCAAACACAAUGGCAUGAAGUUCACCACAAAGGAUAAAGACAACGAUCACUCGGAAAACAACUGUGCCUCCUUCUACCACGGAGCCUGGUGGUACCGUAACUGCCACAUGUCCAACCUGAACGGGCAGUACCUCCGCGGCCAGCACUCGUCCUACGCCGACGGCAUCGAGUGGUCCUCCUGGACGGGAUGGCAGUACUCGCUGAAAUUCACGGAGAUGAAAAUCAGGCCGACAUGUGACGAGAAUUAGUGAGCACAAAGACAUGGAAUGAAUGCUUAUAAUUGGGGAAAAAAAUUUAGUGGGCUCUAAAUGUUACAACCACUGACUAUGGAAGAGAAGCGUACAAUGACAUUGUGAUCUCAUUGAAAACUGUCUGGACAAUGAUUCUCAGAGCGAUUAACUCCGUCUGAAAUAUUCCUCACAUUGACACCUCAAUGGAAAGAGCACAAUUACUGAGACUUCGACCAGCGAGCGGUGAUCCUGCGCCCUCGUUCUUUAAAAGGAAUUACUCACACUGAACCUAAACAAGAACAACAUGCUGAAGGAAUCGCCAUAUCAAUGGAAAUGGUUCUGAUAUGAAAAACAAAAGUCCAUUUUGAUUGGAGGUGUGUUUAACUGCUCUCUAUGAAUGACCUUAUUAUUUGUUAAUGGAGCACAGUGGACUUUUCACAGUAUGUGCUGCUAAGUCUUUCAGCAAAAUCAUUGGCCUCUAAAUAGUUUAGCAAUCCCCAGAGCUUGGCUUUGUUCAUUUUGUAAAUGAAUAUCUCCAUAUUCACUUCUGCAUUCAUCGGGGCAAUGAUAGCCUUUUUCUAUCAACAGUGUGUUGGUGCUGGUUCAGAAGCUGUUAUUUUUUUUUUACAGAAUCACUUACAGGAUCAAUAGCUAAAUAAAAAAAACAUUAUCAUCAUCAUCAUCAUCUAACUUAUCUUGAACAUAGUUGCUGUUGUGUACUCAGUAUAGCGAUUGAAAGAUGUGUCUAUAGAGGGUGAUGCAUUGGUACUUAGACGGUAAGCAAUUAAAAUUUUUGAAAAUUGAUCAAAUUGGGAGUAAAGUACCAGUAACUAUAAAACAAAUUCAUUUUCAAUACCUGGGAUAGGACAGUUUCUAUUUGGGACAAUGUUAGUUAGCUGUGAAGCUUCAGUUAUGAUUGUGUUAGUGGGGAAUGCAAAGAAACCCACAAGAAACAUGUAAACUCACUUUGCUUGCCUUUUCCCUGCCUCAAACAAGGCUUCUGGACAUACGCUCAUACACUGGACAUAAAUUCUUAUAGCAAGGUGCCACUGGAUUCAGAUUGAAUUACAAAUUACUGUACAAUAUAAACAGGUUCACACCGUUUGUUUUAUUUCCUUUUUUAUCUUGCCUGAAAUCACCUUCAACUAAAUAGGAUUUGCGAAAGUGCUCCAAUUAGUGUUGGGAGUCGAUAGCCGUUCCAAAAUUGAUUGUCAGUUUGAGUAAACCAAUGCUUCAUUAAACAAUGCUUUUUUUAAAGCAUGCCAAUCAAAAACGAAUCAAAAUUGAGGUGCAUAUAAGUACAUUACAAUAGGUCUUUGUCAUCCUAAGUGUUCCUGUUCUGCACACCGACCAUCAAGUUUGUCAGCCACAACCCUUGUUCCAUGCAAAAAUGCAUUCCAAAGUUUAGACUCAUAUGAAGCUUGAGCUAAAACCGGGUGGUGGUUACUGUGUACUUAGUACAAAUUUAACUCUAUCCUUUCCUGGUUAGCCAUACGUCUAAAUGGCUGGUUCCCAGUUAGCCGUACGGCUAGUUCUGUUUCACGUCCGUAGCUGUGUUGUGAGCAUGCGCAGUUAUCGACUAUACGCAUGCGUGUUUCCGCUACCCAGCAGUCGCAAAUGCAACAUGGCAUAUUUUAGGAAUUUUUAACGAUUAGAACUGAUUGAUAUCUUUCAUAUUCAUUCUGUUGAAAUGCACAGGAAAUCAACAUGAUAUAAUAUAAUACCUACAGUACUGUAUGCGGGUGCCUCAUUUAUAACACGAGGCAACUGUGGAGAAACCAACAGUCCUAUAUAGACACCUGCAAGUGCUUGGAAAGAAGCAGAAACAGAGAUUAUAUAUGGCUAGAACCCUGGACACUCCACACAGACAGCCUCAGGGUCAGUAAAGUAUUAAUUCAUGGACCCUGGAUAUGUGAGGUGGAAUACUACCUCUUGUACCACUGUGCUGUCCACUUCAUGUUAUGUAAACUUCUGUAAA
Molecule: messenger RNA, 3881 nt
Organism: Clarias gariepinus (North African catfish)
Lineage: Eukaryota; Metazoa; Chordata; Actinopteri; Siluriformes; Clariidae
Product: fibrinogen C domain-containing protein 1-like
Exons: 7
Coding region: 548-1921 (457 amino acids)
Source: RefSeq, a predicted model, not a curated record